AUGGCCAAGCGGCGUGCGGCCGAGCCGCUGACGUUCCACGUGCCUUGGAAGCGGCUCCUGCUCUGCGACUUCCCCGAGGAGCCGCCGCCGCUCUGGAUCCCGCCGCCGGGGGCCUCCCAUCCCGGGCAGCCGGUCGGCGUCCCGGAGCUGCCCCGAAAGCGCAAAAUCGACGCGGGGGCUAUGACUGAGCCUUCAGCUUCGCCCAGCAAGCGCCGCGACGGCCAGGACAGCAGCGUUCCGGGCGGCGUGCAGCGUGAGGGCCGAGGCCUGGAGACGGGAGAGCCGCCGCAGCCGCUGCCUCCCGUGCGGCCCCCCGGGCCAGGGGAGGAGCCCCGGGGCGCCCGGCCCCCGAGGGGCGGUGGCGACGACGGGGCGGGGCGCACAGAGCCGCGGCGGGGAGACUGGGGGGCAGCACCGCGCCAGCUCAAUGAAGAAUUUUGGCAGUAUAACACCUUCCAGUACUGGAGAAAUCCUUUACCACCUAUUGAUCUGGCAGACAUCGAAGAUGUAGUUGAAGACAACCUGCCAGAAGCAACGCUUCAGGGCAAGGAUGAAGUGGUUGAGAUUGACAUGGAGUCCUGACAGAGGAGCUGAAGAAUAGGUUUCUUCUGAAUUUGAGGAGGCACCUCUUAAAUGAAUUCACAUAUUCUUAAGGAAAAAAGUUAUUUUCCAUACUUGAUGUGAUACCAUUCCCAAACCUGAAAAAUGAGGAAAAGUUGUUUUAAAGAUAAAUGCCUACAGUCAGUACUGAAACUUUCAAAAGGGGUUUGUCAAGGAUGUAGUGCAGUUACAGGGGAAGUGUUUUAUAUAUGUACUCUUAAAGAAAAAUUUAUGUUUAGACUCAAUUUGAAAAUACUGAUCUUAUAGAAAGGAAUUCUGACAGUUUUAGAAGUAGGUGGGGAACACUCAAAUAUUCCUCUUCUCUGUACCAAAAAGUUAAUUUGUGGUACAUGAAAUGAAUAUUGUUUUAUAAUAACUCUUAUUAAUAAAAUGCUUUCUAGUACAUUGUAUUGACUCCUCUAAGUUGAAUGAAUAGCUGACUUAAACAUCUAUGCAAACUUAAAAUGUAGGGGGUUAAAGGUGGUAUAGUUUUAAAAGAACUUUCUAA
Odobenus rosmarus divergens (Pacific walrus) is the source of this 1108-nucleotide messenger RNA. It is a transcript of the gene CUNH9orf40, whose product is annotated as chromosome unknown open reading frame, human C9orf40. Lineage: Eukaryota; Metazoa; Chordata; Mammalia; Carnivora; Odobenidae. The record is from RefSeq and is a predicted model, not a curated record. Bases 1 to 582 code for a protein of 193 amino acids. The transcript has 2 exons.